CUUGAUGGCAACAGUUCUUUCUAAAGAUAAGCGGCGAAAAUGCGAGCAGAGAACGGAAGACUAUGGUCAACAUUGCAAAAUGGAAAGUAUGAGCUACGCAGUUUGGCCAAAGCUGACUUAGAAGAAGCCCUUAACGUGCUGAACGAUUCUUUCUUCGUCAAUGAAUCAGUUUGCAAAGGUUGUGAAAUCAAUUUACCAGAAAAUGGUCAAGCGCGCCAAGAGUUGCGGGAGCUUUGUCGAAUUACAGCGUAUGAUGGCGUUUCAUUAAUUAUAAAACACAUGAAAAGUGGUCGGAUCGUUGCCGUUUCCUUUAAUAAGUUGCAGUUUGCCCCACCACCUGGCGAGGAUAACUUCUUUGUAAAGUUCUAUAAUGAACAGUCGAAAAGUCCUCAGGCUAAAGCCCUAAUGGACUAUAUGAUUACGAUGGACUCGAAGAUUGACGUGUGCACUGAAUACCACAUGGAUUGUGUAUGUGAGCUAAUGUUUUUGGCUACAUUGCCGGAUUUUGGCAGGCAGGGACUUGGUCGUGCUCUAACUGAAACCACAAUUCGGUUGACGCGUGAAUUAGAACAGGGGCAAGGAUUGGAGGAUGUGCCGCCUGGCUUGCAGGAUAAGCGACCUAAAGCGGUUACUGCACUCUGGACCUCAUUAUUCACCCAAAAAAUUGGCAAAGCCGUUGGCUUUCAAGUGCUCAACACAGUACCCUUCAGUGAAUAUGAGUACAAUGGCAAACGGUUUGAUGAGCGCAUUGAGCCAAUUCAUAAAUUCGGAGAGCAAGUUAUGUACAAAUUGUAAAUAAAACAAAAACAUGGUUAAAUAAAU
This is a messenger RNA of Drosophila hydei, 822 nucleotides long. RefSeq lists its product as uncharacterized. The coding region runs from base 40 to 795 and encodes 251 amino acids. Gene Ontology annotation, molecular function: N-acetyltransferase activity. Lineage: Eukaryota; Metazoa; Arthropoda; Insecta; Diptera; Drosophilidae. The transcript is spliced from 4 exons. The record is from RefSeq and is a predicted model, not a curated record.